AUGGUGCCGUUGGGGCACUUAGCCAAAGGGGCCACUUUGGAAGAUCUUCUUGAAACCUGCAUUCAGUCUUUUGAUCUAGAAGGAAACGCAUAUCAAAACAACCAGCUGCUAAAGAUAAUUCUGGCCAUGCAUCAGUUUGUCAUUUCAUCUGCAGACAUGCUCCAGAAACUCAUUGAUCUCUAUCUUAAUGCUUUAGAAAAUAAAUCUUCCAUGCUGUGUGUAAAGAUAUGCUAUUUUGUGAGGUAUUGGAUUACGGAGUUCUGGGUUAUGUUCAAAAUGGAUUCUAAACUGUCCACAACUAUGGAGGAAUUUCAAGAACUGGUUAAAGCUAAUGGUGAGGAGUUACACUGUCGUCUAAUUGACACAACUCAAAUAAAUUCUAGGGAUUGGUCUAGAAAGCUGACACAGCGUGUAAAGGCCAACAGCAGCAAGAAACGGAAAGUCUCGCUUCUUUUUGAUCACCUUGAGCCAGAGGAGCUGUCAGACCACCUUACCUAUCUUGAAUUUAAGUCUUUCAGAAGAAUAUCAUUCUCAGAUUAUCAGAACUACAUUGUGAAUAGUAAUGUGAAGGAGAAUCCAACAAUGGAAAGAUCAAUUGCUCUUUGCAAUGGUAUCUCUCAGUGGGUGCAGCUAAUGGUUCUCAGCAGACCAACGCCACAGCUUAGGGCUGAAGUGUUCAUCAAGUUCAUUCACGUUGCACAGAAGCUCCACCAGUUGCAGAAUUUCAAUACAUUAAUGGCAGUGAUAGGAGGUCUCUGUCACAGUUCCAUUUCCAGACUCAAGGAAACAAGCUCGUGUGUUCCUCAUGAUGUAAUUAAGGUGUUUAAUGAAAUGACAGAACUGCUUUCAUCUUACAGAAAUUAUGAUAGUUACCGACGUGCCUAUAACGAGUGCAGUAACUUUAAGAUCCCAAUCCUUGGAGUCCACCUGAAAGACUUGAUAUCACUUUAUGAGGGCAUGCCAGACUACUUGGAGGAUAAAAAAAUUAACAUAUACAAACUGUUCUCUCUGUAUAACCACAUAAAUGAGCUGAUACAACUCCAGGAAAUGCCGCUUCCCCUGGAGGCUAAUAUGGACCUUGUUCAUUUGCUUACAUUGUCCCUUGAUCUUUACUACACAGAAGAUGAAAUUUAUGAGCUUUCAUAUGCACGAGAGCCACGAAGUCACCGAGCUGCACCUUUGACACCUUCCAGACCACCAGUAGUUGCAGACUGGGCCUCAGGAGUCGCCCCAAAACCUGAUCCAAAAACCAUCAGCAAACACGUUCAGAGGAUGGUAGAUUCUGUCUUCAAAAAUUAUGACCAUGAUCAGGAUGGAUACAUUUCCCAGGAAGAAUUUGAAAAGAUAGCUGCCAGUUUUCCAUUCUCAUUUUGUGUAAUGGCUAAGGACUCGGAAGGUCUGAUUAGCAGGGAUGAAAUAACAGCUUACUUUAUGAGGGCUAGCUCAAUCUAUUCCAAAUUAGGACUUGGCUUUGCUCACAACUUCCAAGAGACCACUUACUUAAGGCCUACUUUCUGCGACAACUGUGCUGGAUUUCUAUGGGGAGUCAUUAAACAAGGAUACAGAUGCAAAGACUGUGGAAUGAACUGUCACAAGCAAUGCAAAGACUUGGUUGUGAUAGAGUGCAAGAGAAGACCCAAAACUUCAGUUGCAGACAGCAGCCCAACAUCUGCUUUUGCUUCAAGCCUUUGCCCAGUAGGAGUCAAAGGACUCAACUUACCAUGUAUAUAUUCUGCAGGACAAGAAGAAGGACCAUUCCCAUUUCCUAAUGGAGAAGUAGUGGAACACCAUGAAGACAGCAAGGACCGAACCAUUAUGCUCAUGGGUUCCUCAGCUCAGAAAAUCUCAGUGAGACUGAAACCAGCUGUGGUUCAUAAAGGUACACAGACUGAUUCUGUGCUGCUGGCUGACGUAUCUCGUAGGCAGACACAGAAGAAAGAACAUAGGACGCCAGAAAAUCAUCUCCAGGCAGCUCCACCAUCCCUAUUUCCAAGCCCAAUUCUAGGCCGCAGAAAGGCAUAUGUUAAAUGGGAGAACAAGGACUCCAGCCAGAAAAUGAAGGAGGAACCUCACAGCUGUAAACCCUCAUACCGGGAACUUGAGCAG
This is a messenger RNA of Pterocles gutturalis (yellow-throated sandgrouse), 2106 nucleotides long. It is a transcript of the gene RASGRP1, whose product is annotated as RAS guanyl releasing protein 1 (calcium and DAG-regulated). The annotation marks the transcript as partial. Gene Ontology annotation, biological process: positive regulation of GTPase activity; Ras protein signal transduction. NCBI's taxonomy places the organism in Eukaryota, Metazoa, Chordata, Aves, Pterocliformes, Pteroclidae. The record is from RefSeq and is a predicted model, not a curated record. The transcript has 15 exons. Gene Ontology annotation, molecular function: guanyl-nucleotide exchange factor activity; calcium ion binding. Gene Ontology annotation, cellular component: plasma membrane.